This is a messenger RNA of Metarhizium robertsii ARSEF 23, 2166 nucleotides long. RefSeq names its product C6 zinc finger domain-containing protein. The transcript has 4 exons. Bases 1 to 2166 code for a protein of 721 amino acids. The record is from RefSeq and is a predicted model, not a curated record. NCBI's taxonomy places the organism in Eukaryota, Fungi, Ascomycota, Sordariomycetes, Hypocreales, Clavicipitaceae.
AUGACCAGCCAAGACCAUGGAUCCUUCUUGAACAAUCAAGAAGACAUACUUGCCGGUCUCGAAAUCAAUCCGGCUGCUACAUAUCACGCUGAGGACAAUAUCAACUGCUUCGACGACUAUACCCAACAUAAUGUAUCCCAAGCACAACUUUCCUCAGAUUAUACAUUGAGCUUGCCACAACACGAUCGAAUCAGGGCACGACUGGCACAAACCCAGCGAUUAACCGACAACCUUACUCAAGUAUUCGUCAAUGACGUUAACAAUAUACAAUAUCAACACCAUGGCACCCAAUCGGCACCGUCUGCUAAUCAACCUUCACACUUUCAACAAUUAUAUAAUGAAAACAAUAUUGGCCUGACACUUCAAGCUGCGCAAGAAGGGCCAGCUGUUGGAGAUUCAGUAAUUGGUAACGUCGAGGCACCAUUCUAUGACAAUCUAUUGCAGCACAAUCCGACUUUCGGUGUUUCAUCCAACAAUGAACACGAAAGUUCAAACUCGCAUCUAAACGUGCUCGCAGCUCCCUUUUAUCCACCCUCCCAUACAGAAAAUUGGCCCCCUGACUCGAGUGACUGUUCCUGGCUAAGGGCUUCAUAUCUGCAUUAUAAUGAUAAUAAUAAUGACGGAAGUAUAGAUGAGAUUAUGACUUCCCCCUCCUACAACAAUCCUCCUGCACUGUCGGGGUUGACCUCUACAUCACUCUACACUCAGCCUUACGAAGAUGAGCUAGAAACUAUGCCCAGCUCUCAACAGGCUUUCAAUGCUCCUUACACUCAAUAUAUUGACAACGGCGUGGUAUUUACAGGCGGAAUGCUCUAUAGCCCGCAGCCAACUACCGCGCCGUCUCAAGUGUCUACAUCCAUCAGUGGCGCUGGGUCUCAACAUGAAUAUUCCUCGUCCGGCCCCACGGCUGCAUCAUCUCUUCAGCAGACGCGCAGCAUUCCUUCGAGGACGGCAGGAUGGGGUCCCAGACGAGCACCAUCACUAUCUCGCUCAAUUUCUGCCCAAACCAGUUUCAGUCACGAAUCGAAUGGCUCAGGACCAUCCAGGAGGGUACAUGUUUGUCUCUCGUCUCUUUUUUAUUGUCGAAACAAUCCCAACAACGAACUAACCGCCCCUGGGCAGUGCAACAGAAAUGAAGCUCUUAAGACAUGCGACGCGUGCAGGAAGAAGGGGUUGCCAUGCGUUAAACAUUUCUUCUCCCGCGAUCUGAAAACACGGCCAGAGUAUCAGUUUGGACUGUUUCUGAUCAAUUCGGCAUUGGUACCAGCCAUGAUCAAACCCUGGUUAACCCAGAACAUAGACUUCACAAGAAAUCUCAACUAUCUGGAUUACUACAGCAGAUUUUAUAAUAUUCGCUUGCAAUCACCGGAAGCAUGGUGCGAUCUCGAUCUAGUUGCCUGUCGACAACAUUGGCAGCAAGCAAAACUGGAUUACAACGAUCCAGAAGAUCAUUGUACGGUGGAAGACUUUGUUACCAAUAAACACAAAUGGCAAGAUACUAUGAAUUGUCGCGCCCUUCUGUUGGCGUCAUCCUCAGAAAACAGCUGGGAUGACCCGUUGAAAGCGUUUUCGAGGCUGGAUAAAAUUUCAGGCCGAGUGUCAUGCAGUUUGAUUGGCAAGUCUGGAGGUGCAUCCGGGGCACGACCACUCAAUCUUCAAGACGAAAAUGACAAGAGCUUAUAUUUCAUCGCGAUGCUCUCCCUCGAACGAAUUCGGCAUUACAUGGAACUGGAAGCAUAUCACUGCUUGGAGCAGGAACUAGUUCCAGGCAGAGUGGAUGAAAACGUCAGAGUCGUCGCAUAUCUAGGCGUGAUGUUACGUUCACUCCGCCGACGUAUUGCAAUCUGUAAAGCCACUCAAAUAUGGAUUUAUUUUCAAAACGGUCCGCUCGCAAAGUAUCUAGGUUCAGGCUCAGAAGCAAGCAUUGAGCCCCCGGUCAUCAGGCAAAUGAAGGAUUUUUGCUUCCAGUUAUAUACCCACUUUCUCUGUCGCUUCACCAAGAUGAAUGCAGUCUCCAGGGGUAAGAUAGGGGACGGGCAACAUCCCAUACAUCCCUUUACAGGAACGCACAUCAUGGAAUACCUGCCCACAGACCCAAGUAUACAUGGUUUCGCCAACUGGAUGGCCGAAGGCGAAGUGGCAUGCGGGUCACCUGGGUGGUUGUAA